Trypanosoma theileri is the source of this 321-nucleotide messenger RNA. RefSeq lists its product as uncharacterized. The transcript has a single exon. The annotation marks the transcript as partial. The record is from RefSeq and is a predicted model, not a curated record. NCBI's taxonomy places the organism in Eukaryota, Euglenozoa, Kinetoplastea, Trypanosomatida, Trypanosomatidae.
GUGACUUUACCACCUACAACUACUAAUUCCUUUUCAGCGGAAGAAACAGAAGAAAAACACAAUAUAAAAAUGAUAAGGAAAAAGCAAGUAGUGCAUUGCCCUCAUGGUCCGUUUUUUCUGGUGAGAGGAGAAGUUCGAUAUAUCUCUAUUGGACGCUUUGGUGAUCCCAUCAUGGGACACUAUCAGGAAUUAAGCGAUGAACGCUUCAGAGUUCUCCCAUCGCAGGAGGCCCAAGAGAAAUGGGCCGUGGGAUGUUCCAUUACCCCAACGGUCCUCUGCAGGAUAAACUGCAGUGGGCAGAAUUACAACAACAGGCACGCG